CAGCUGUAUGUAAUAAUCAAAUCAAACAAAGCGUGUCUGUCAGCAUAGCAAUGCAAUUAAACUAACAAAUACAAAACUACAAAGUCAAUAAGGGCAACAACCUCUGCCUUUUGCCACCCAUUGCAGACCUGACUUUCUCAACAAAAUCCAUCUUCUCUUCUUAUUAAUAACCUCUUUCUUUAUCACAAGGGACGCUUUUGCUAUAACCUUUUUAGUCUUCUCUUCAUUCACCCACUUCAUACCGAUCUCUUCUCUCUUUUUCCUCCAAAAAGUUCUUAUUUUUGGAUUGCUUGUCAAUUUUUUGAGCCUGUUGAUCAUCUGGGUGGUGGAAAUUUCCUUUUUUUGCCCCCCACCUUUUCGGGGAGGGUUGUUAGAAUUGCUUGCUUCCGUGAUCGGAAUGUUUUGCAGAUAAAUUCACAGUUCUUAAAGAGAGUUUUGGGGUUUCUCUGACGUCAAGUUUUUUGUGGAAAUUUUCGGUUUUGAAAAGAUUUGCCCAAGAGUUACAUGCUGAGUGAUAGAGGGGGAAAGUGACUGACGUGUGGCUGAAUUGUUUACAUGGAUUGUUUCUGCUGCUUCAACAAUCAGGUGGUUGGAGGACGCACUUCAUGUGGCUCUGGCAAGGGCAAGAGCCAUCAGGGCUCAGUUAAGUAUGGCUUUAGCCUAGUUAAAGGGAAAGCAAACCACCCAAUGGAGGACUAUCAUGUAGCAAAAAUUGUCAAGCUUGGAGGGCAAGAGUUAGGACUUUUUGCUAUAUAUGACGGACACUUGGGAGACAGUGUGCCUGCCUAUUUACAAAAGCAUCUCUUUUCUAAUAUCUUGAAGGAGGAGGACUUCUGGACUGAUCCAGCCAGUUCCAUCAUUAAAGCCUAUGAGACAACAGAUCAGGCCAUUCUUUCUGAUAGUUCUGAUUUGGGGCGAGGAGGAUCAACUGCAGUGACUGCAAUUCUUAUUGAUAAUCAGAAGUUAUGGGUAGCAAAUGUUGGAGACUCACGAGCAGUUUUGUCGAGAAAAGGGGUGGCCGAACAGAUGACUAUUGAUCAUGAGCCCAAUACUGAGAGGGGCAUCAUUGAGAACAAAGGCGGCUUUGUCUCAAACAUGCCAGGAGACGUUGCAAGAGUAAAUGGGCAGCUUGCAGUUUCUCGAGCAUUUGGAGACAAAAAUUUAAAAUCACACUUACGAUCUGAUCCUGAUAUACGACAUGUUGAUAUUGACCCAGAUGCUGAGCUUUUGAUACUUGCCAGUGAUGGUCUUUGGAAGGUAAUGGCAAACCAAGAGGCAGUUGAUAUUGCACGAAGGAUAAAAGAUCCACAAAAGGCAGCUAAACAACUAGUUGCCGAGUCAUUGAACAGAGAGAGUAAGGAUGAUAUUUCGUGCAUUGUAGUUCGUUUCAAGGGAUGAACAAGGGAAACCAACACAACACAACUACUCCCUACAUUUUCUUGGUAUAUAUUUUAUCAAUAUGCCCUCCCAUUUGUUUGGAGAUCUCGUGAAAUCCAUUUUCUACAACAUAGGUUUUGCUCAUUCCUCUGUAAAAUUGAAGUUCUUCAAAUUAGAUGGUGCCAUUUUAGUAUCUCAAGAUUUGUUUUGUGUAGAUUAUUACCAUCAUUUUUCUUUGUAAUUUGCAUUAUUACAUGGAGCAGUGUGAAGAUGGACAUAGACAUAGCUUUUACAUUUGAAUGAGUUAUGCGUUUGUUACAAACACAAUUUACGAAUUACUUGAAAUGUCCUACCCCGAAUGCCUAAUUUUCCACUGCUACAAUUCAAGUGACACAGUGAGCAACUGUCCGAGUUAUUAUUAUGAGUUUAAUUUUACAUCGUUA
Molecule: messenger RNA, 1820 nt
Organism: Glycine soja
Lineage: Eukaryota; Viridiplantae; Streptophyta; Magnoliopsida; Fabales; Fabaceae
Product: probable protein phosphatase 2C 9
Exons: 5
Coding region: 556-1398 (280 amino acids)
Biological process (GO): protein dephosphorylation
Cellular component (GO): cytosol; nucleus
Molecular function (GO): protein serine/threonine phosphatase activity
Source: RefSeq, a predicted model, not a curated record